Messenger RNA from Osmerus eperlanus (European smelt), 1870 nucleotides. It is a transcript of the gene adcy2b, whose product is annotated as adenylate cyclase 2b (brain). Gene Ontology annotation, biological process: cAMP biosynthetic process; adenylate cyclase-activating G protein-coupled receptor signaling pathway; intracellular signal transduction. The transcript has 11 exons. Gene Ontology annotation, cellular component: plasma membrane. Bases 1 to 1503 code for a protein of 500 amino acids. Gene Ontology annotation, molecular function: adenylate cyclase activity. The record is from RefSeq and is a predicted model, not a curated record. Lineage: Eukaryota; Metazoa; Chordata; Actinopteri; Osmeriformes; Osmeridae.
AUGGGGAGCUUCUGCUCCGCACCUCACCUCCGCGUCUCCCCCCGCCCAGGUGGCGUGGUGACACCGCUGGCCAGACACACCAGCGCGCUGCACGCCAGAAGGGAGCUUGUGACAUCUUGCUCUUCCACUAAGUAUAGAGGCGCCAACGCCAUGCCGCCGCACUACGAAGGUGGAGGUAAGGGAUCUUCCUGCUCUGUUCCCUGGCUCCCCACUUCCUCACGCAUCAUCAUCGCCAACAAACCCUGGCUGCGAUUGGUCCUCACCAUGACAACCACUGCCCUCAUACUGGUUAUGGCUGUCUUCAAUAUGUUUUUCCUCGAAGACGAGAUCCUGACCACCCCACCACCAGUGAACAUAUCCAACGACAGUGUACUCAGCUCCUACAGCCCUGCCAGCCUCCACGACGGGGACAAGUUCUACCUACCUUAUUUCAUCUACUGUUGCAUCCUGGGCUUGGUGUCAUGCUCUGUGUUUCUAAGGAUAAACUACGAGCUGAAGAUGGUGGUUAUGCUUGUUGCCGUGGUGAUCUACAAUGUCAUAAUCCUCCAGACGCAUGCCCCCCUGCUGGAUGGAUAUAGUACUGCACUGUACCGAACACAGUCUGUCGAUAGGCCUGGGGUUCUGAAGGACCUGAAGACCAUGGGUUCUGUGUCUCUCUUUAUUUUCUUCAUCACUCUCCUGGUGUUAGCCAGGCAGAAUGAAUAUUACUGUAGGUUAGACUUCCUCUGGAGAGACAAGUUCAAGAGGGAGUGCGAGGAGAUUGAGACCAUGGAGAAUCUUAACAGGGUGCUAUUGGAGAACGUUCUACCGGCCCAUGUUGCAGAACACUUUCUGGGACGGAACUGGAAAAACGAGGACCUGUACCAUCAGUCCUACGAGUCGGUGUGUGUGAUGUUUGCGUCCAUCCCUGACUUCAAAGAGUUCUACACUGAGUCAGACGUCAACAAGGAGGGCUUAGAGUGUCUCCGUCUGCUCAACGAGAUCAUAGCCGACUUUGACGAGUUGUUGUCCAAGCCCAAGUUUAGCGGUGUGGAGAAGAUCAAGACCAUUGGCAGCACCUAUAUGGCCGCCACUGGCCUGAACGCAACUCCAGGACCUGAAUACACACAGGAGCAUGACAGACAGUACAUGCACAUCGGCACCAUGGUGGAGUUUGCGUUUGCCCUGGUCGGAAAGCUGGAUGUCAUAAACAGACAUUCCUUUAACGAUUUCCGACUUAGAGUCGGAAUCAACCACGGGCCGGUGAUUGCGGGGGUGAUCGGCGCUCAGAAACCUCAGUAUGACAUCUGGGGGAACAGUGUGAAUGUAGCCAGUAGGAUGGAGAGCACAGGGGUACUGGGGAAAAUACAGGUUACGGAGGAGACGAGUCGCAUCUUGUCGACGCUGGGGUACAUGUGUUCGUGUCGAGGCAUCAUCAACGUGAAGGGCAAGGGAGAGCUUAAAACCUAUUUUGUUCAUACAGAGAUGACCAGGUCUCUGUCCCAGGGGACUGUGAUGCCUUGAACAUGUGGCUGACGCACACACACGGACACACACACACAAACAUUCACACCAGAUGAACAUACGACAUGCAGACACGUACACACGCACAGACUUGACGAUGUAAACACACGGGCUAGGCUGUACAUCUGAUCCACCUUCGACAGGCUGUCUUGGCUUCAAAGGCCACCGCAUCAUCCGAGCCUUCAGAGAGAGGUGGCCAGCUGCUGUACAUCCAGCAUCCUCUCUCCCUCGCUGCCCACAGUAGAGCAGCAUCCUCUCUCCCUCGCUGCCCACAGUAGAGCAGCAUCCUCUCUCCCUCGCUGCCCACAGUAGAGCAGCAUCCUCUCCCCCCCGCUGCCCACAGUAGAGCAGCAUCCUCUCUCCCUCG